CUGACCAAAUUAAGGCUUUAUGAUAAUUUUCUUGCCAAACAAUUUAUAAACGAUCCACUCAUAUUUCCCAAAUAAAACCAUGUCAAACAUAGCAUUCUAUUUUAGUUAUGGUUUUUAAAGAGAAUUGGGAUCUAGUCCACUUGUUUCCGCCAUGUUGCAUCCAUUGAGAAGGGGAUCAUGCGGUUGAGCAACCCAUUGAGUGGAUGCUGUGAGCCCUAAUUUAUAACUUCAAACUUGGAGGGCGGGGAAAGAUAACAGGAGAACGUGACAUACAAUUGAAGUCGGAAGUUUACAUACACCUUAGCCAAAUACAUUUAAACUCCAUUUUUCACAAUUCCUGACCUUUAAUCCGAGUAAAAAUUCCCUGUUUUAGGAUAGGACUGAGAGAAGCAUACAAUGAGCCGCCGCCACGCAAAAGGUAAGAAUCGAGCUUGAUAAUUUGUUAGCAACAUUCUAACUUUGUACAUGUGUAUCUACUGUAACGUGUGGCGGUAGCGUUUGUGUUUGUGAUACAAUGAAAGGUGUAAAGUGUGUCUGCAAAUAAGCUCUGUUGUGAAUGAUUUAUUGUAGUGAGAAUAGUUUUUCUACAAGUUGGGAGGGGGCUAGGAAUGCGCUGGUCGCUCAGGUUUCUACAGUUAGUGGGGAAAGGCCAAUUAAAUUGUUCUCCGGCAUGUUUCUAAUGUAAGUAUUCGUUUCCCACAAAUCCUUUCAGAAUUCCAAGGGCCCCCCCCCCCCCGCCGUUGCCUCCAGAUCAUGUGUUGAACUCGGGAGCAGUGGUUUUCCCUGGUGCCUUUGAUCAGCAUGGAUAUCCUCUGGUUAUGUUCCCUGUGGAUGCUCAUGGCAACCUUUUAGAUCUAAGCAAAGCUGAAGUGGUUGACUUCAUACACGACUUUCUCUGUUUGCACAAGUAUGUAUCAAGGCUACAAUGUAAUGUGUGUUUUAGAUGUAAUUUUAAGAUUGUACAGACAUGCAUGGAAGUCAUGUUAAGCUUUACUAAUACCACUUUUUUAUAGUAAGAAAUAGGAGGAGAGCUUGGUUUCAGUUGUGGCUGAUUUGAGACAAGCCACUCUUACUACUACUAGGUUCAUCUCUGAAAGUCUUCUUCUCCUUGAGGUACCUUUCUUAGAAUGUUGUUCUAGGUGGAUUGUAAGUAUUGCUUUAUUAUACAGUAACAAACAUCAUAAUUGGUUCAUAAUGUCAAUUAGUAGGCCUACACCUUAGUCCACUUUUACAUAAAUCUUUGUUCUUUUUUAUAGAAUAUUGUGUGGGAAUUGUUCACAUUAUUUAUUGUUGUGUCCAGUUCAACCACAUAGAUGUUCAGCAAUAAGAUGCCUCGCCUAGUUAAAGGUUAAAUAAAAAAUACAACCUAUGAUUGGCCUUUCUGUCACUCCUAUGUAACUCAAUGAAAUUUAGCCAAUUUAAAGGGAUUUUGUCUGAGGUUGCUCUUCAGGGCACAACGCAGUUUGUGAUUGUUCAUAGUGGAAUUGUUCUUGGGGCUAAAAAAACUGGAUCAUAUGCCUUCAGUUAUUUAAAAAUAGACUAGCUCUAGUGGAAUUGCAUUAUCUGAGCUAAAUCGGUUGUUUGGAAAUCUGCAAUACACAGUUCACCGUGGCUUUAUUUGUCUGAUUACUUUUAGUAGAACGACCUUAUCAUUUUAGUAAUCAUACUCUAUAGUACAUUUUGUUUAGUCAUUUUUGAAAAUAGUGCUGUGAAUCUUCAGGUCAGUUUGUCAUCCUCAUUUAUCAUGGCCACAGACAAAAGUGGUGCUCAUUACAAUUUCAAAUCUGGGGAGGAUUUCGGUGUUCCCUAUCUUUGUACUGUUAGAAUGAGUGUGAUUUUUGACUUGUUGUCAUUAAUUAAUAUUGAUGAAAAUGUAACAUGCAUUUCUCACCCCAUCUAGCUGCGUACACUGUAUACAUGAUUCAACCGGAAACAAAAGAUGUUCUGAAACUAUUGUUGAAACUGGUACCAUCAAAGUCUUAUGUUGCUCCGUUCAAGAGAGUUCUGCUGAAAGAAGUCUUCGAACUUUCCAAUUACAUUGAUAGAAGCCAGUUGACUGCGGCUUUAGGAGGCUACCUGGUUUACUGUCAUCGGAGUUGUGUAACAUUUAUCAGGGAGAUUGAUGCCUUUGUCCAAGAGUUUCUCUCAGUGGUCCAGAGGCUCCCGUCGUGUAUUUCCACCCUGCAGACACUCUCCAGACAGCCUAUGCCCUCUGCCUUCACCGAACUGAAUGACUUCUGUUACAGCAGCGAAGCCAAGUUCCAACUGCUGCGGAGAGAGCUGGGCUUGGAUGAGCUGCUAAAGCACUGUGAUCAUGUGGUGGAGAAGCUGCGCUACCUUGAGAAUGACUCGUGCUAUCAGGCCAUGGCUGGGACGGCCCUCUUCACCCACACAGCCUUCAAUAUGCUGCAGAACUACAGCAGGAUAACUGCGGCUGCUGAAACAAUAGAGUUGCUGUGGCAACAGGCCUUCUCUAAGGCCCACCUCCAGGUGCAGGUCUACCAGCUGCGUGAUGAGGCACAGCAGAUAACUGAACAGAUUAAAAGUUGUCAGAAAGAGAAGCUCCAGCCUUACAGAAUAGAGAUCGUUAAAGAUGCGAGGAAGGCUGAGACGUUAACAUCUGAAUUUGAGGCAUCCAUCUAUACACCCGCCAUGGCUCUAGUCCACUGUGCUGAGGAUGUGAUCCACACGUUAGCUGACACUCUGCCUCCUGGUGAUGCCCAGACCAGGGAAGAGUGGGUGCAGGAUCUGGACAGACUGAAGGAGAACUUCCACGCUGCUGUAGAGCUCCCUCAUCAGACCCUCGGAGCAGUCGCCGACUUUUACCACUACUACACCAAAAUGUCCGCCAGUGAUUUUAAAGCGGCGGGUGUCCUGGGUCUUGAUGACAGUCUUGACUCUGCCGACACUGACAGCCAUAGUGAAUGCAGGUCAUCAGAGGCAGCCAGUGAAACUGAGGCAUCAGAAUGCAGCAUGAGCCACAAUGGAAGGCCGAUGGAGAACGGGCCGACGGGGUUGAGUCCCCCUCAAACCAACAGGGGACAGUUCCUGAAGGAGCUUAAAGGACUGCACGUUCUAGAUGAGCUCAUCAUGGAGGAGAACCUCAAGAUCCACAAGCUCAGACAAGCUGAGAACGAGAGCCUUGAUGAAAAGCCCCCUCAAUUGGCGGGCUCCCGAAUUACGUGCAAGGAGAGGCAGGUGUUUCUAUUCGAACUAGAAAGGGAGAAAAGGGAAGUGGAGAGGAUGGAAAAGAACCUAGCUAAAGAGAUGACCAAAGGAUGUCAACUCACGAAGAGGAUAAGCAGAACCAGGAUAGUAGUGAAAUGCUCUAUAAUGGACAGGAUUUCUAAACUGAAUAACUUGGAGGUUGGUGCUCUCUAUGAUGAUCUUAUAUCAGACCAUAGAAGCCAACACCUCAACGUAAAGCACUUGCCAACCCUGCCCAAAGACACCAUAAACCUUGAUCCUAAUGAAUCCCUCGUUAUUACUGCAACCUUUUCUGCCAUAAUGCCUGUAUCACAAGACUCUGUUCAAAGUGUAAAUGGUCAGUCUCCACAUGCGGACUCUAGUAUAUCUGGCUGUGGUGAUGCCAUGGUAGAAGUAGAUGCUCCCAGCCAUAGUGAGUUCACGGAGCCCAGAGCAUCACAACCGGUCUUAACUCCACCACAAAGCUAUUCUGAUCCCAGUGAAUUUAUUGAAGAGGUUGGAAUCCAACACCAAGAGGGUACAGAUGAGGAAGGCUUAGAUUUCAGAUUGGUGUACAAAUUGCAGUUUCCCCAAGAGGCCACCUUGACACCUGAAAUGUUCCCAGAACAUGGAGUAUUUGACCCGAGUUGGAAUUAUAACCCCCCAGUUUCUAAACCAAGAAAGGCAUCACUUCCUGUGAAUGACAAAGGGCAAGAACUCAACAUCUCUACAGAAACCAUGUAUUUAACCCUCUGCUCUGCCCUGAUAGUGAUUCAGCCCCUGACCCUAGACUCACAUCACAAGUCAUGCCAGAGUUCAGUACUCAUCCGAAACCUAAAGGGUGAAGCCUCAAACCUGUGAAGGAGCACAGCAA
Salvelinus sp. IW2-2015 is the source of this 4060-nucleotide messenger RNA. RefSeq lists its product as uncharacterized. Gene Ontology annotation, cellular component: cytoplasm. The record is from RefSeq and is a predicted model, not a curated record. Lineage: Eukaryota; Metazoa; Chordata; Actinopteri; Salmoniformes; Salmonidae. Gene Ontology annotation, molecular function: guanyl-nucleotide exchange factor activity. Gene Ontology annotation, biological process: positive regulation of Rho protein signal transduction.